This is a messenger RNA of Durusdinium trenchii, 2886 nucleotides long. Lineage: Eukaryota; Dinophyceae; Suessiales; Symbiodiniaceae. The record is from the annotation of a GenBank genome assembly.
GGAUAUUUGGCUCAACUUGCUCACUCUGCAGCUUAUAAUUAGGCCCAGAUGUAGUGUGUCAGCGCAUACUCUCCAAUGGUUGCAGGCUGCCAAAGUUGGUGCAAUCAUGGGUUCGAUGGAAGGAGGCGAUGAAGGAGAAGGAGACGGAGAUCGUGUCUCCAUCACCUGAAAUGAGGAGGAUUGGGCAGAGCUGUCACAAUCUCUUUGCGAAGAUUUGUUGUCCAGCACUGAAAAGCAUGAGAAGUUGGGUGGCCUCCGGAAUCUUCCUUUGAAGACUCGUGAUUGACUGCGCGAGUUCAUUCUCAAUCCAAAUUUGUUUGAUGAGAAGUUGAAGGAGAUCUUGGAGCUUGUUCAGGAGGAUGACAGGAAUCCAUCUUUGCCACAAGCUGCUCUCACUGCCAGAGGCCUCUUUGCGUGUGAUAUCUUGCGUUCUGCGCUGCACAAGAGACACAGGGUCGAGUUUGGAGUGGACAACGUGACUUGGCGCUGUCAAAGAUGCUCCGAGCAAGAGGACCGAGUUUGGUCACCCUGAUUUGGCCAUCACUUUGAUGCUGCGCACCUAUGCUGAAGAUGGUUUGACUCGUCAGUCAUUUCACCGCGUCCUGCAAUGGUUGAAGGACUUGCCUCUCAAGGAACAAACGCGUCACUACAGGCUUUGGUUAUGGGCUGCAGCCAUUGAAGAUGACUUGCAGACGGGCUGUUCACAAAGCCGUCGCCAAAAGGCUGAAAAUCCCAAGGGCUGGAGAGGGCUUGACCUUUGAUGAUGCUUUGGCCAAAGCUGGCCCAGAAUUUGCAGGUUGUCGAGACUUUCCUGGAGGAGUUUGUUUUUCCCAAGGAAACUCGACAAUUUCCGUUCAAGGUAUCAUCAAGUGCAGCAGUAUGAGGACGACAUGGUGAAGCACACUGAUGGCCGUGCUUUGCGAGUCUUUGUGAUCCUGAGAUGGGCGGACCGUCCCCUGUGAGAAUGAUUGAGCACAAGGAACCCUUGCAGAUUUUGGAAGAGAUUCUCAUCGUUCAAUCUGAAGUCCAUUUGUUUGUGCUCAUUGAUUGCGGUGCUUUGCUCACUGGAAUGUCGAAUCGGCAAGUUGCAGAGGCUGUGCUGAAGCUGAGUCCUCAUAGAUUUCGGGCAGCCAUUUUGAACGUCUUCGUUAUCUUCUUGGGUGGUAUGGCCCGCGCGUUGUCGAUGAUGAGAACCAGAUCAUGGUACUGGACAGCGAUGGAAAAGACACUCCUUUGGCCAAGAGCCGCUUCAACCUGCCCAUGAGUGCUUCACAUAUUUGGAUGACAAGCACACGCGUGGAAUGGAUCUACGCUUUGCCCCAGCUGCAGUUGGAGCAGUCACUGUGUGCAAGAAGACCACCACAGACAGGCUAGUCCAAGCCUGCAUGCGCAUGUGUUUUCUGGGCCUGGGUCAAAAAGGUUAUGCUUUUUGUGGACAGGACAGUGAAGCUGGAAGGCAACUUGCAGCAGAAAGUCAACAGCAUGGAGUGGAGCCAAGUGUGGAUUUAGUUCUUGCUUUUGUCACAGCUCGGACAGCAGAGGAGUUGAAGUCUGCUAUUGUUCACUGGGGCAUUGCAGGGUUCAGCCUUUGCAACACAAGUGCCCUUCUUGGAACAUGUCCAGGGGGGCUUCGGGCCCGAAUGCAGGCGUUUAGCAAAGCUUUGCAGAGAGCCAGAGAAUUUUCAGUUGACUUCGUAUUGCCAGCCACUGGCUGCUUGCCCCAGUGAGGAAGAGAUUCCUAGGCGUGCUUUGGAUGCCCCAGAACAGCUUGAAGAAUGCAGAUCUGACACCACAAGAAACACAGCGCUGGAGAGAACGUGCACACAAGAGAAUCAGGAAUCAGUUGGCAUACUUGCGUGAUCACAAACUCCUGUGUUCGGAGGACGAUUCUUGUUACUUCUAUGGAUGAGGAACAGGAACGAGAGAGGGAACAGGAGAAACAAAGAGAGAAGGAAGUCGAAAUAGAAACCGAAGCUGAAGUGUGUCCUCCUCCAGUCCUUGUUGAGAAGCAAUGUGAAUGGGGCCAUGCUUCGCAAAAAGGUUUUAUAUCUGAUUGCCUCAAUGAAUGCGAUGGAUGUCCCCGUUUGCAUGCAAUGAUUGCAGAUGAGCUGGAACGCUGCGGGAUGCAUUUGCCACAGCUGCUCGAUUUCAGAGACAUGCCAAGUCAUUUGUUCAUCAGCAAUUGGCUGUGCAGUGUCCAAAUUACAGAUGACCAUUGCAGCCCUCUGGAAAGAGCACAUGCGUUGCGUGCAGUGGAUGCUUUCCUUUUGUCUCCGGGCAAUGACCAAGUGACAUCGAUCAUCUUGCUAUCAGGCUGGGAAGCCAGCAAUGUGUUGGUAGAGAUGAGGUAUCUGAGCAAACAUGCCCCUCAGCGGGCAACGCAGGCAGAAGAGUUCUUUGCCCAACUGUGCCACUUGAGUGAUACUGACAAAAGUAUGUUUGUUUGUCGUGUGGGCUAUCCAAAGCUUCCACGGGCAGAGCAUCGAGCUGUGCUGAAGCUUUUCAAUGCCUCCUGGGAUUACUCACUCAGUGAAUGUGCAGAAGCUGCAGAAGUUGCCAAGCUUCUGGGUCUUUUGCAACCACGGAGCACCUACAACUUUGCCAGCCACCAGUGGCAUGAACAACAAAGCCAGCGUUUGUGGGAAGCAUUGAGAGACCAGAAAGUUUUGAGCAGGAACGGUUUUGUGAAAGAGGUCCCAGAUGUGGAUGCCAAACUGAGAGAGGCUGAAUUAUGCUUUAAAGAUGGGUCCGGUUUGGCUUCACCACCUGCUGACUCAGAUUUCAACAGGGCGCAAAAAUCCUGCAGAAAUUGUGCCAGAAUUCAUGAGACUCCGAUUACAGGGUCUCGAGGAGCUCUUGGACCUUUGAAUUUGGUGUAGUAACAAA